AUGUUGAUGUUCAUUCAUAAAGCGACGCUCAGUUGCUUCUGCAAACUUUUAACGACGAGCGUGUCGUCGCAUGCGUGCAUCGUCACUGCCGUUAACAGAAUGAUGUCCACCGGAUGCCAGGAUUAUGACGAAAAGGUCGUCCCUAAGGACGAAGUCAUCAGAUUUAUCCAGGAUUGCAUGUGCAAGGCCGGUACCACGCUGGAAGACGCGUACACUGUCGGACAUCACUUGAUGAUAGCAGACUAUAGAGGUCAUUUUAGCCACGGGAUGAAUAGGAUGCAGAUGUACGUGAAAGACAUCGAGAACAGAAUCACCGAUCCUAUCGCUCGGCCGCAGAUUGUCACCGAUUUCCAGGCAAUAGCUCUCGUAAAUGGGAAAAACGCGCUGGGCCAAGUGGUCGGCAAAUAUUGUAUGGACCUCGCCGUGGAAAAGGCCAAGAAAUUCGGCAUCGGCAUGGUGGCGGCACGUGGCUCCAAUCACUAUGGCAUCUGCGGCUACUACACCAUGAUGGCGAUGGAGCAAGACCUGAUCGGUUUCAACUGCACCAACACGAGUCCGCUGAUGGCGCCGACGCGCAGCGUGAAAGCCGGUCUAGGGACGAAUCCGUUGUCCUUGGGUAUGGCUACGGGCGACGGCGACGAAUUUCUUCUCGACAUGGCGACCACCACCGUCGCCCUGGGUAAGAUCGAGCUAGCCAUUCGGAAGGAGAAGGACAUCCCCGAAGGCUGGGCGCUCGGAUCUGACGGAAAAGUGACCCGCGACGCCGAGGAGGCUUUCAAAGCUUCCCUGUUGAUGCCUCUCGGCGGCUUAGAACGCAAUUCCGGAUACAAGGGUUACGGUCUAGCCUUGAUGAUCGAGAUACUCUGUGGUAUCCUCAGCGGGAGUCAAUUUGGACCGAACAUUCGUCCUUGGAAGACCGGCGAUAGGGUCGCCAAUCUCGGACAGUGCUUUAUGGCUAUUAAUCCGGAAGUGUUCGCGAGCGGAUCGAAGAAGAGAUUGUCGACCUUGCUUAAACAGCUGAGAGACUUGCCCGUCGCCGGCGAGGAACCCGUUCUGAUCGCCGGCGAUCCCGAGAGACAUCAUAUGAAGAAGGUUGAUAGAGAAGGUGGGAUUACGUAUCAUCCAAAUCAACUAAAAGCCUCGGAAGAAUUCGCUAAGCAUAUGGGCGUGCGACCGAUGAAACUCGUUUCUAAAUCUGUUUGAUUUUUCGCUUAUAAACGGGAAGAUCAACGAAUUAAUCUAUUUCAUUUUGUUUCUUAUAUCUCGCCAUUGGUUCGAUUUUUCUGACGUAAAAUAUGGAAGAUAAUCCAAAAUUAAUAAAGGCCGAUUUGUAUCCAGUGAAGAAUUAUUAAUCGUUAUUGAUACUAAAUACAAAGAUUUUUUUAUUACGAUAUGUAUAUAUUUUGAUACCGAUUUAUUAUAUACGUAAUAUAUUACGUGAUAUUUUAUCUUUAAUAAUAUAUUUGUUAGAAAUAUUUUAUUUAUUCGCUUUAUGGAAUAAUAGCUUCUUUAAAUAUCUGAAAACAUAUCGAAAUUGUUGAUGUAAGAUUUAUAUAAAGUUGACGAUGCUUAUUUCAAUUACUGAGUUGUACAAAUAAUGUUUAUUAUGCAAGGCAAAUCAGUUGGCGUGUACAAUUCGAUGAUUUGAUGGAGGAUACAAUAUUCACUACGAUGACAUAAUCAAUGUUGCGAUUUGAUCGCCGGUCGAUGAUGAUGACGACCUUGGACUUGCUCGCUCGUUCUCGAUUACAGUUGUUACGUCUUUGCAAAUGGGUGUCACCGAUAAUAUAAGACUCA
Molecule: messenger RNA, 1797 nt
Organism: Formica exsecta
Lineage: Eukaryota; Metazoa; Arthropoda; Insecta; Hymenoptera; Formicidae
Exons: 2
Coding region: 1-1203 (400 amino acids)
Molecular function (GO): oxidoreductase activity
Source: RefSeq, a predicted model, not a curated record